AUGGCGAUCCCGGGGUCCGCACCCCGGCCUGGCGGCAGACCCAGGUUAGAUUUGCAAUUUCUCCAGCGGUUCCUGCAGAUACAGAAGGUUUUGUUUCCCUCUUGGUCAUCACAGAAUGCCUUGAUGUUCCUGACCCUUUUGUGUGUGGCCCUACUGGAACAACUGGUGAUCUACCGGGUUGGCUUGAUCCCCAGUCAAUACUUUGGAGUCCUAGGAAACAAAGACUUAAAUGGAUUUAAGACGCUGACGUUCCUGUCUGUUGUGCUCAUCGUCCUCAACUCCGUGCUCAAGAGCUUUGACCAGUUCACCUGCAACCUGCUGUAUGUGAGCUGGAGGAAGGACCUCACGGAGCACCUCCACCGCCUCUACUUCCGCGGCCGCGUGUACUACACCCUCAACGUGCUGCGUGAUGACGUCGAUAACCCGGACCAGCGUAUCAGCCAGGACGUGGAGCGGUUCUGUCGGCAACUCAGCAGCAUGGCCAGCAAGCUGAUCAUCUCUCCCUUCACCCUCGUCUACUACACCUACCAGUGCUUCCGGAGCACCAGCUGGCUCGGGCCUGUGAGCAUCUUCGGGUAUUUCAUCCUGGGAACCGUGGUGAACAGAGUGUUGAUGAGUCCCAUUGUGGCAAAGCUGGUGCAGCAGGAGAAGCUGGAGGGGGAUUUCAGGUUCAAGCACAUGCAGAUCCGGGUGAAUGCUGAGCCUGCUGCUUUUUUCAGGGCUGGUCACGUGGAGCACAUGAGGACAGACCGCAGGCUGCAGCAACUCCUUCAGACCCAGCGGGACCUGAUGUCCAAGGAGCUCUGGCUGUGCAUCGGCAUCAACAUGUUUGACUAUCUGGGCAGCAUCCUGAGCUACAUCGUGAUCGCAAUCCCCAUUUUCAGUGGCGUCUACAGAGACCUGAGCCCCACAGAGCUCAGCAGCCUAGUCAGCAAGAACGCCUUCGUGUGCUUGUAUCUCAUCAACUGCUUCAGCCAGCUCAUCGAACUCUCCACCACGCUCUCCGACGUGGCGGGCUACACACACAGGAUCGGGGAGCUUCAGGAGACCCUGCUGGACAUGAACCCAAAGUCACAGGAUGGGGAGUUUCUGGAUGAGAGCCAGUGGGACUUGGCCAGGGGCCCGGGAGAGCCAGCAACAGAGCCAGCAGAUACAGCUUUCCUCCUCGAGUGGGUCUGCAUCUACGCCCCCUCCUCUCACAAACCCUUAAUCAAGGACCUGAGUCUGAAGAUCUCUGAGGGGCAGAGCCUGCUCAUCACAGGCAACACAGGCACCGGCAAGACCUCCUUGCUCCGGGUUCUGGGCGGCCUCUGGGCAAGCGCACGGGGCUCAGUGCAGAUGCUGGCGGACUUUGGACCCCACGGGGUGCUGUUCCUGCCCCAAAAGCCUUUCUUCACUGAUGGGACCCUUCGGGAGCAGGUGAUAUAUCCCUUGAAGGAGAUCUACCCAGACUCAGGUUCUACUGAUGAUGAGAGGAUCAUGAGGUUCUUGGAGCUGGCAGGCCUGUCCAGCUUGGUUGCAAGGACAAAGGGUCUGGACCAGCAGGUCGAUUGGAACUGGUACGAUGUCCUGUCCCCGGGGGAGAUGCAGAGGCUCUCCUUUGCCCGGCUCUUCUACCUGCAGCCAAAGUACGCAGUGCUUGAUGAAGCCACCAGUGCCCUGACUGAGGAGGUGGAGAGCGAGCUGUACCGCAUCGGCCAGCAGCUGGGCAUGACGUUCAUCAGCGUGGGCCACCGACGCAGCCUCGAGAAGUUUCACUCCUUGGUUCUGAGACUCUGUGGAGACGGAAGGUGGGAGCUGACCAGGAUCAAAGUGGAAUGAAGCCAAGGCUGGGCACCAGAAGGAGAGCCAAGCUCAGGAGUUCGGGUCCCCAGGAGACACCAGGAGGGCUGGCGGACAAGGAAGGAGCCCCAGGUUUGCCUCGCAGUGUGGGGAACGCCAGCGGCA
This is a messenger RNA of Budorcas taxicolor (takin), 1947 nucleotides long. RefSeq names its product ATP binding cassette subfamily D member 4 (gene ABCD4). Lineage: Eukaryota; Metazoa; Chordata; Mammalia; Artiodactyla; Bovidae. The record is from RefSeq and is a predicted model, not a curated record. Gene Ontology annotation, cellular component: peroxisomal membrane. Gene Ontology annotation, biological process: fatty acid beta-oxidation; very long-chain fatty acid catabolic process; peroxisome organization. Gene Ontology annotation, molecular function: ABC-type transporter activity; ATP binding; ATP hydrolysis activity. The coding region runs from base 1 to 1821 and encodes 606 amino acids. The transcript is spliced from 19 exons.